AAUCGUGCCGAGAAGCGAAAGAAGACCGGACCAAUUAAGAUUACUGUAAUGAUAAGCAACUUACGUCUUUGUUCUCUUGUGCUUCGGCGGUUUUGAACGUUUUAUUGAUCCAAUCUUUAACGUCGAAGGUAUCCUCGGAAAACGCGGACACGUCCUGAAAGUAUCAUUUUGAGGUUAGAAACGAUUCGGUCAUUCUUCCUCGAGAAAUCUCUUAAAGCUACAAGAAAAAUCGCGCGAAAUCGUUCGCGAGAUCGCGAGAUCUACUAAUACGAUGCUUCCUCGCGUGCGAUUAUCUCGUUCGGAGUAGAUCCGGUUAAAAAAAAAAUAAAGCUGAGAUCGACGAUGACGUUACACGGUGCUUACCAUAUCGAAAUUCUGUGUGUCAGACUAAUCGGACGGUUCAGGAAAAAUGCAAGUCGAAUCCGCGGAGGAUUCACGGUGAUUUACGGCGGUCGGGUAACGAUCGGUUCUCGGAAAUCCCGUCUGGCCGUUCUUUUUUUGCUACUUUUUCUUUAGCGGCGCAUAGCGCAGAAGUGCUUCGCCGUUUGACCACUUUGCUGCACAAUUCCGGAGUUGCCCCGCGACUCGAGCUUCGCACCCGGAAGGACGCACGCUCUUAUCGUUCACCGGACUCGGAAGGCUCGGGAAACCGUUCGGAAAAUCCUCGUCCUCGUCGCAUCGUGUCUUCUCUCGCAACCGUUCAUCAUCAUCCCCCGGGGAUCAUGGGAAGAUCGCGUGGUACUUUGGUGGUGCGCGUCGCGUUCGACGUUUCGUGAACCGGCGCCGGGUGGUGAUUAAUGGAAAAUGAGUCUCGCGCGGCGGUGGCCAGGGCGCCGUGAACGAGAGGACCCGUGCCUGCGCCUGUUCAACCCCUUUGUCACGGUCAUCGGCUGUUCUUUCUCGUGACACGAUCCACGGCUCUGGAUUCCAGCGAACUGCCUAUCAGGAGUGCGGAUCACGCUUGUGCCGAGCACCACGCUGCCGCUGUCGCAGCCGCAGCCGCAACCGCAACCAACGCCGACAACGCCAACGCCGACGCCGCAGUCGCCGCCGCAGCCGCAGCCGCGUGACUAAAAAGUGAUUCACGUCCGGGGACCUGGGAGGUCGCGUUGAUUCAUCGUCUUCGCGGGAAGAGCGAGAGGCGGGGAGAGAGAGAGAGAGAGAGAGACAGAGAGAGAAAGAGAGAGCACACAGGUCGUCGCAAACAACACGUGUUGACAAGGUCAGGCGUAGUCGCGUAACCGAUCCCGAUGGUGGUAUACACGGUCCCAGCGACGUCCGCUUGAGAAGCAUCGACGAGAAUCGAGAGAAGAGCGGCCCCAGGUCGGUUUGACUUCGAGAACGAGACCGGCGACUGACUUCCCAUCGGCUGACACCUGGUGACAGGGUUCGAAGACGGGAUUAAGGUGAAGCACGGCAACGUGUUCAGCUAGCGACCGUGUGCCAGGUUCGCGCAUACUUCAGCAACGAGGCAAUUCAGUAGCGACACCUCCCGUGAUGUCAUCGUCCAACAUGUUCCCCCAACAGUAUUGUCUACGAUGGAAGUACCAUCACAGCAACCUACAGACCAUGUUCUCACAGCUGCUCGAGCGGCAGGUGUUCUGCGACGUCACCCUUGCCUGCGAGGGCAAGACUCUCAGAGCGCACAAGGUGGUUCUGUCGGCGUGCAGCACGUUCUUCGACACAAUCCUGUCGCAGUUCGACGGAAGGGACCCGAUCGUCAUAAUGCGCGACGUGAAGUUCGCGGAUAUCAAAAUUCUGGUCGAGUUCAUGUACAAAGGAGAGAUCAACAUCGAUCACUCGAGAUUGUCGUCCCUGCUGAAAACCGCGGAGGACCUGCACAUCAAGGGCCUCGCCGAGGUGAGCUGGCGCAGCGACUCCACACAGAAUGACCUGAGCAACAGCGGUCACAGUCCCGGCGCGGCGACCCCCGGCGUCGAGACGGUCCUCAAGGAAGGGGACGCCGAUGAACUGCCACCCCCCAAACAGAAACGCAGGGGGCGUCCGCCUCUAGACGAUCCACCCUCGAUUCACGACGUCUUCACACCGAAAAUCACCUGCAUCACCGGAAAUGAGGAAAUGAUGAGCGAGGGCGGCGACCACGAGAGCUGGGACGACGAGAUGAUGAUGAACGAGACGAACGAAACGCAACUGCCGAUGCUAUCGUACAUGCCCAAGGACGACAGCGCAUCCGAUCAAGAGAAGAAAGCACCCAACACACCCUCGAAUUCCAACGCUACGAACCCAUCGAUUCCCGAGCAAUUCCGAGACGUCGUGAAGAUGAACGAUUACCUGACGACGGGACGCCGCCAAGAGUUCUGGGAGGAGCCGUUCACGCGACGCGUUAUGGACGCCAUUAAGAGCAAAGAAUUGGAAAUGAAGACUGCCGCCGAGCUACUCGGCGUCUCCUACGGCACCCUCUACGGCAGAUAUCGCGACAGUUAUGGUUGCCUUAAACAUCCGUAUAGAGUAAGGGACUUCUGGUCCGAGCCGGGCCCGGCGGAAGUGCUGGCCAAGCUGCGGAGGAAGGAGAUCACGUUGUUUCGCGCGGCGGAAGUCCUGAACGUGACCGUCCACACGCUGGCCACCUAUCUGUCGACGCUCCAGGGCCCGGACAGGAUCUCGCUGGCCGGCGACCUGAGCGUAGCGUCGGGCGCGUUCGACGGGAACAACGAGAUGCAGGAGAACAACGACUCGGUGAACGACAUACUGCAGAAGAUCAACGCGAACGCGGCGACAACGGCGACGCCGACCACAUCCACCCCGAUCAAGCGGGAGGGCGGCGGUUACAUCGAGGUGCCGACGGCGGUGUCGAAGGCGGCGACUUCGGUCCUCGAGAACAACCCGGACAUCACGAUCGUCAAGACGGAGAACAUGCCGCGGAAGCGGGAGUACGCGAAGGUGCCGAGCACGGAGAACAACAACGCGAAGCUGAUGAGCGGCGGCGCGGUCAGCGAGCUGACGCAGCAGCAGCAGCAGCAGCCGCCGCAACAGCAGAAGAUCACCGACCCGCUGUCGUUAAACAACGACAACAACAAACCCUAACUAUUCAGGCCUUAUCUGCAACCGGCGGAUCUCCAUGCACCGAGCGCUAGCUACAACAGGUUCGACCUGUGCCCGCGCAGAUUCUCGUCGAACAUGUUUACUCGCUUUUUCACGAAUUUUCAUUUCAAGUAGAAGACGACGAAGAGGAUAGACCAGCAUCGGGUGGAGGAUGGAAAGGUGGAGGAGGUGUGGAGGAGGAGGGAAGAACCGCGAGGAGCCGUUUCGUCUCUCGCGCGUCCAACACGUCGUCGCCGAUCUACUUUAGACCUUCUUACCCUCCUCCCCGUUCGUCGACGAUCCGCCAGCGGAGAGAGAGUAGCUUUUAGACAAUCUCGCGUGUACGAACGCCGCCGUCGUCGUCGUCGUCGUCGUCGUCGUCGUCGUCCUCGUCGUUUUAGCCAGCGGCUGGAGUUGCACCUGAGACGAGUGGAGAGGAGGCCGGUGUUCAGAGAGACCGGGGGGUACGGCAGCGAGUAAACGCGUUCCCGAUUCGCCCGGUGGUACCUUUCGGGUGGUGCCUUUUCAACCCGGCCCGUCUCCCCGCGAUAGGAUGCAACCCCGGCCGUCGAGACAGCGAUAACGAUUCUAUUUUCCGAGGUCGAGAGAAACAGAGAAAAAGAGACGCGAGCGAGCGAGCGAGCGUGCGAGCGAGCGGACAGAGACCGCGCACCGGAGAGAAAAGUCUUCGUUUGCUUCAGAAUUGGUUCGCUUUUCGCUAAAAGAUCGAACACGGUGACGAAUGGUAGCCGAUCAUCGUAGAGACGAGCAGGGGAUCGUGACGAUCGCGCGUUCCCCUUGGCCGGUCGUGUGUCGCGAUCUACCUCGAAGAUAUCUCCACGGCCCGGCGGGAACGACGCGGACGGAACGGAGAGUAAACCGGGGGAAAAGACGCGAACAAAAUGAAACGAUAACGAAACGAAACGUGUAAUAAGCGUUCAAUCGAAGUUCCUUUUGAAUAACGAUGCGCGUGGGGUGUGUAUCGCGAACAAACAAA
Megalopta genalis is the source of this 4039-nucleotide messenger RNA. NCBI's taxonomy places the organism in Eukaryota, Metazoa, Arthropoda, Insecta, Hymenoptera, Halictidae. The record is from RefSeq and is a predicted model, not a curated record.